GAGUAAAUGUCUACAAUGAGCAGUUUGGCACAACACUGCUAACCGUGGGGGUUCAUACAGCUGAGAUCAUGAGUGUAAAUGAUACUGCCCCUCAGGCAGGUUAUCUGUGAACACAGUUAACUGUGAGACAGACAGGGACGUCCCACAAUGCAGUUCCACCAUACCUUAUUUAGAACAGGAUGUACAGAUGAGUUCACCUGAGUAACUAAAGGAAAGGUAGGUUCUCCAUCCAGCCCUGAGAGAAGUUCCAGCUCUGAGGAGAGAGAGGAGAUUUCUGAGGAUUAUUAUGGGGUUUAUUCUCUGUUAUAUGGAGACUUUAAGGAGUGUACGGCUGGGGGUUCUUCUCCUUCUACUGCAGGUACUCUCCUCCAGCUUUGCUGAACUGACGCCGUGUAUAAACGGAUUUGAUUCAGAGGUGUUCAUUUUUAAAGUGCACAGACCUCACCUUCACAGAGGCAGGAAGCUGGGCAGAGUUCUCUUCAACGACUGUGCUGGUAGAGGGUAUAACAUUUACAGCUCUACUGACCAGCACUUUCAGGUGGAUGUUGACGGCACAGUGGAACUGAAGACACAGCUCACUCUACACCAAGUUCAAGAAUUCUCAGUCCAUGCCUGGGAUUCAGAGGGAAAGAGGUACACUGCUUCUGUGAGAGUGGAAAACCAUCACCAUGCCCAGCAGGAGGAAACUAAGAACAUGAAUAUAAAUGUUCUGAAGUUGUGGAGACAAAAGAGAAGAUGUAUGUUGAUUCCACCACUCUCUGUCCCAGAGAACCAAAAUGUCCCAUUCCCCAAGCUGAUCGCAGUGUUUAAGUCAGCUUUUGCGAAGGAAAAUACGAUGAUCUACAGCAUGAAGGGUGAAGGAGCAGACGAGCCUCCAGUGGGGGUUUUCAUCAUUGAUAAAAACAAUGGUGCACUCUAUGUAACAAAGCCUCUAGACAGAGAGACCAAAGAUAAAUAUGUGCUUACGGUUCAUGCUGUUGCAGCUAAUGGUGAGGUUGAGGAAGAAACUACGGAGAUUUUCAUUGUUGUAAUUGAUGGAAACGAUAAUAAGCCCAUCUUCACCCAAAACCCUUUCCUUGGCAGUGUUGCAGAAGCUUCACCUCGAGAUUUUGAGUUCAUGGUAGCGAAUGCUACAGACGCAGACGAUCCUGACAGUGACCAUGCAGACAUCAGAUACUCCAUCAUCAGCCAGACUCCACCACAGCCAGAUCCAAACAUGUUCAUCAUUAACCCGAUUACUGGAGGGAUUAGAGUGAACUCUGAUGAACUGGACAGAGAGACUUAUCCUGAGUACAUCUUGCUGAUCCAAGCUGCAGAUAUGAUGGGUGAUGGCCUCGUCACCACUGGAACAGCUGUUAUUACUGUAACUGAUAUCAACGACCACGCACCACAGUUUGAAAAGACCUUGUACACUGCAUCAGUCCCGGAGAAUAAAGUAGGAUCUGUGGUGGUGAAGAUACCAGUGACUGAUGGAGAUGAUCCUCAGACUCCUGCCUGGACGGCCAACUUCAGGAUCUUUAGUGGAAACAGUGGUGGAUUUUUCAGCAUUAGCACAGGACCCAACAAACAGGAGGGCAUCAUUACUACUGUUAAGCCAUUGGACUUUGAACAGACCAACAAGUACACUCUGCUGGUGAUCACAGAGAAUGAUGUUCCAUUUGCCAAACCCCUCCCUACAUCCACUGCUACAGUCAUCGUGAAUGUUCAGGAUGUAAAUGAGGCGCCAGUGUUCGACCCAGCGGAGACCAUCAUUUCUAAACCUGAAGAUCUGGAAGUUGGUACUGAACUAACCGUUUACACCGCCACUGAUCCAGACACAGCGAGAGCUCAUACAGUGACAUACCGUGUAUCUAAUGAAGAUCGUUCUGGCUGGGUGAGUAUUGACCGAGACACUGGACUGAUCAGAGUGAAGAGCUCCAUGGACAGAGAAUCUCCUUUAGUGAAAGAUGGGAAAUUUAAAGUUCUGAUCUUGGCUGUGGAUGAUGAUGAAGUUCCAGCUACAGGUACAGGAACCCUGGUGAUCGAGCUGGAAGAUGUGAACGAUAACGCUCCCGUUAUUGAAGAGAGGGAGAUCACAGUGUGCAGUAAGAACUCUGUUCCAGUCUCACUCUCUGUAACAGAUGAGGAUGGGUCUGGUUUUGCUGCUCCGUUCACUGUUGAACUCCAUGAAGAGAGCAGGAAUAACUGGACUGCUGGGAUGGACGACUCAAAUACUAAAAUUCUACUUACGCUUAAGACUGCAAUACAACAGGGAAAAUACAGUGUGGUUCUGAGGGUGUAUGAUUCCAGCCUCCACAGCCAAGACAGCACUAUCAUUACCACUGUAUGUGACUGCACUGGAGAGGACGUCUGGUGCUCAGACAGGGAAAUUUCAGGCUUCGGCCUAUCACCCAUCCUUGGAAUUCUGGGGGCUUCACUGGCUUUGCUAAUUCUGGUCCUAUUGCUACUCCUGUUCCUGAGGAAGAAGAGAUCAGCAUCCUUUUUUGAUGAUAACCUGAAGGCGGCUGAUGACGACCCCAAAGCUCCACCUUACGACUCUCUGCUGGUGUUUGACUAUGAAGGGGGCGGUUCAGAGGAUGGCAGUAUCAGCUCUCUGAACUCCUCAGACUCUGGAUGAUCGGGGUCCACGCUUUAAGAAGCUCGCUGACGUGUACGGAGGAGGAGAUGAGCUGUGAGGGGAUUACUGCAGAUAAAUCCAUCACUCAGAAUGAUGCACAUGGAUUAAUAAAUGCAUUGAUAUAUGUAUUAGUGCCACAUAAAAAGAGGCAGUUCUGCUGUGUAAUAUUAUACCGGUGCCAAUGAUUGUGAGAAAUUACAUUUGCAUUAAAUUCUGAACAAAAAUUACAAUUACAUUCACAUGCACUGGUAAAUAGAAAACAAAUGUAUAGCUACUGUAACUGUUUUGGCAAAAAUGUGAAGUAUAUGCAUAUGUUUACUUUGGGGCAAAAGUAGGCUUUUUGAUAGCUUUAAAGAUCUUUUGUGCAUUUAUACACAUACAUUUAACAGUCAGUGAUCAAUAAUCUUCUGAACAUUUUGUUCUAGCUUAUUUUAUACGCCUUUUCUAAAAUUCCUGCCAUUUUUUUGAACAGUGUAGAAAAGCAUUGUGGUGUAACCAUUUUUUAUUUUGUGUGUUAUUUUUAUAUAUUACAUACAAAACAUUUUAUAUUAUAUAUUACUCUUUAUUACUCAUUCUGUUUAACUUUUUGGAUGAUGGAGCUGUAUCUGUCUGUAAUGAGAGCCAGUGAAACACAGUUAUUAUAUUAGAGUGUGGGGCUGUGAGGUUAAUCAAAAUAUCAAUUUGAUUAAUGGAAUUGUUUUCUUAAUGUAAUUUUUAAAAUGUGAUAAUGGAGAUUGUACAUCUUUACAUAUAUUUACAUAUUUUACUAUUUUCCUUAACUGAAAAAAACAUUUGUAAAAAAAAAAAAAAAUGAAAUGAAAUGUAAAAGGAAACAAUAGCUUGUGUACAACUUUAAAUGUUAAUGUUUUAUUUUCUAAAACCCAUCACAUAUUUAAAGCAAAGAAUUAAAGCUAGUCUUGAUCUGCACAGCAUUUUAAAACAAUGUUAGAGAUUUUCUACUGAAAACUUACCCUCAACAUUUUAAGGAUAGUGUGUGUGGUUUUACAUUAUUAAAUAUAAUCAUUGCAAAAACACAAAACUUUAUUGUUAAAAAGUAAACAAAAUAAAAAAUAAAUAUUCUUCAUAUUC
Astyanax mexicanus (Mexican tetra) is the source of this 3706-nucleotide messenger RNA. Its product is annotated as cadherin-1-like. Gene Ontology annotation, biological process: cell morphogenesis; adherens junction organization; multicellular organism development. Lineage: Eukaryota; Metazoa; Chordata; Actinopteri; Characiformes; Acestrorhamphidae. Gene Ontology annotation, molecular function: cadherin binding; calcium ion binding. The transcript is spliced from 15 exons. The record is from RefSeq and is a predicted model, not a curated record. Gene Ontology annotation, cellular component: cytoplasm; adherens junction; plasma membrane. Bases 287 to 2617 code for a protein of 776 amino acids.